Molecule: messenger RNA, 8466 nt
Organism: Megalops cyprinoides (Indo-Pacific tarpon)
Lineage: Eukaryota; Metazoa; Chordata; Actinopteri; Elopiformes; Megalopidae
Gene: atg2b
Product: autophagy related 2B
Exons: 43
Coding region: 329-6565 (2078 amino acids)
Biological process (GO): reticulophagy; autophagy of mitochondrion; autophagosome assembly
Cellular component (GO): extrinsic component of membrane; phagophore assembly site
Molecular function (GO): phosphatidylinositol-3-phosphate binding
Source: RefSeq, a predicted model, not a curated record
CGUGCAAAGCGGCCUUGCGCUGCGGCGUGUGCGGAGUCACCGAAGUGUUUGUAAACACGGGAGCAAAAGGUGACAAAUAUAAGGAAGGGGAGAGAGAACGGGCCUGGUGGGUACGAUCACUAAUGAUCUUCCAUGUGGCCGUGCAUUCGGGGAAAGACACGACCGGCAGGAUGACUGAACGAACUCAAAACCCUCGCGCUGCCGAAAUAUUCUGUACCAUAUUGCAAGAAGACGUCAUGCUUUCCCGCAACAACAUCACCUUGUAGUCCACUUUGCGUCAAACAAGGACAGUUUUGGCAUAUCUGUAUUCCUACUCGAUCGAACGGAAAUGCCUUGGCCGUUUUCCGAGUCGAUAAAGAAGCGCGCAUGCAGAUACCUGCUGCAGCGGUACUUGGGCAACUUCCUGCAGGAGAAGCUCAGCUUGGACCAGCUCAGUUUGGACCUCUACCAAGGCACUGGAUCACUGGCGCAGGUUCCCUUGGACAAAUGGUCCUUAAACGAGAUCCUGGAGUCAGUGGAUGCUCCCUUUGAGGUGACAGAGGGCUUUAUCCAGACCAUCUCUUUGACUGUGCCAUGGGCGUCGCUGCUGCAGGAGAACUGUGCCCUGGAGGUCAAAGGGCUGGAGAUGGUGUUCAGGCCCAGACCACGUAUGGCAUCAGGGACCGAGCCCAUGUACUGGUCCAGCUUUAUGACCAGCAGCAUGCAGCUAGCCAAGGAAUGCCUGAGCCAGAGGCUAACGGAUGAGCUGGGGGAGGGCUUCCAGCCCCUGGAGGGCCUGGAGAAGUUUGCAGAGACCAUAGAAACGGUUUUGAGAAGAGUGAAGGUUACCUUUCUGGACACGGUUCUCAGGAUUGAGCAUGUUCCUGAAAAUUCCAAAACAGGAAUUGCUGUGGAGAUACGGAUCAAUAAGACUGUGUACUGUGAUGAGACGGGGGACGAGGGCCCAGGCAUGGACGUGCACCAGCCCACCACAUUUGCGCACAAGAACCUCCAGCUCACCGGUGUCACCAUCUUCUGGGACGAGUUCUCAGAGGCCGCCCGCACCUGCCUCAAGUCCCCCUCUGCCCAAGCGGAGACGGAGGCAAAGCUGUCUCCCAGCUGGAACCCUAGGAUCAUCUGCGAGCCACACCCCCAGUUCACGGAGCCCAUCUCCACGACAACGCCCUUUGAACCUGUGCAGAUUGGUGGCUUGAAUGGGAGAGUGGAGCUGUCUCUUCUCCUGAAGCAGAAUGAAGCCUUGCCUGGAGCAAAGUUGGAUGUUGAUGGGCAGAUCGAUUCGAUGAAUGUGCUGCUGUCUCCACGUCAAGUGCACCUACUCCUUGACAUGUUUGGGGUCUUUUCUGGCUCAGCGGGGCCGGAGCGGGCGGGGCUAGGGAAGGACAGGAAGAGCCGGCCGAUGCAGCAGGAGGAUGAGUACCGGCUGCACAUGGAGCUCCACCGCUGCCUGAAAAGGGACACCAUGGCCACCGGCACGCUGGGAGACACUGACCUCUUCGAGAGCCAGACCACCAGGACCACAUCCAGCCGAGAAGACGUGUUUUUCUCCAUGGCCGAAAUGGACAUGUCUCACAGCCUGUCGUCCCUCCCCCCUCUCGGAGACCCCCCCACUGUGGACCUGGACCUGUCACUCAACAGCAACUUCACCCCCUCCCCAGGGGAGUCCCCCUCUGGGAACAUGGCAACUGUUUGGGAUGAGUAUCAGGACGCCCCAAGACAAAGGGAGAAGCAGGUGCAGGAGGCCCCCUUCCUGUCCCGGGAGCCCCAGCCCCCACCAAAGCUGCUGCGACAGACCUCACACCCCUCGAAGGCGCACUGCGACGAGUCCCGGCCUGAGUUGGUGUUCAAGCUGGCAUUGGGCAGUGUGGUCGUGUCUGUCCUCCACAUCGACCCGCUGCCCCCGCCCGACACCGCUGCCAGCCCCCUAGCCCUCAUGGCCUCAGAGUUCUUCCAGCGGCUGAAUGGGUGGGGCCCCAAGCAGCUCCAUGGGGGGGACCUACUCCUGUCUCGCCGUGUAUUCGACGAAGCCUGCCCUCAUGACCACCUCAGGUUCCUGGGGUCAGCAGUGAAGGUUGUCUAUGAGCAGAGACAGGGCUCCAGUCUGCGUACCCUCAGCAGUGAUGUCUGCCUGGGCCAGAUGGAGCUUCUGGAGUGCCUCUUCCCCACAGACACUCACCCCACCACCCCCCAGUACACAGAGCUGGUGACAUUCGAUGCCGCUGCCGACAAGGAGGCACAACCUUCCCCCUGCUUACACCUGCUGUACAAAUUCGCCGAGCGCAGAGGCGCACAGGGAGGGCAGGUGCGCCUGAGCACUAUGCCGCGAAAGGCUGAGUUCCAGGUGGAGCUGGGCCCGGUGCGGUCCGAGCUGGACAUCAGCAUCGUGGACAGGCUCAACUCCCUGCUGCAGCCGCAGAAGCUGGUCACUACGGAGACCAUGGCCUCUCACAUGUACACGUCCUACAACAAGCACGUUAGCCUGCACAAGGCCUUUGCUGAGGUCUUCCUGGAUGACUCGCGCACCCCGGCCCACUGCCAUGUGUCGGUGGUGGUGAAUGCGCCGGUGCUGAGACUGGCCGUGCGCUUCCCCAUCCCGGACCUGCGCUCGGACCAGGAGAGGGGCCCCUGGUUCAAGAAGUCUCUGCAGAAGGAGGUGCUGCACCUGGAGUGCACCGACCUGGAGCUGAAGACCGAGUUCACCGGGGGGAGCUCGUCAGAGCAGACCAAGAUGGAGGUGACCUUUAAGGAACUCAACGGGAAGUUGCAGGAUGACACCGACCAGCCCUCCGCCAGGUUCCUCAGGGUGUCGCACGCCAUGGACGGGGACAUGACCUCAUCGGACAGCGGCAAAUUUGACUGGCCGAGGGUGGUGCUGAGGGUGAACCCUACGGCUGUGCACUCCAUCCUCGAGCGUGUGACGGCUGAGGAAGAGGAGGGGGCCGGGGGCCACUCCCCAGAGGAGGACGAAGGAGGCGCGCACUCCCUGAAGGAUGUGUGUGAUUUCGGGAAGCCCGAUCCCUCCCCUUUCUCCUCCCGCAGAGUGAUGUACGAGAACGAAGAGAUGGUGAUGCCAGGGGACGUGGGUGAGAUGACCGAGUUCCAGGAGAAGACCAUGAGCAAUUCACGCUACAUCUUGGAGCUGGCCUUGCCAAACGUGCAGCUAUCACUGCCAAACAAAGCUUUCUACGAGAAACUCCAUAACAGGAUAAACAAUGACUUGUUGCUAUGGGAGCCAACAGCGCCAUCCCCCGUGGAGACAGUGGAGAACGUGUCCUAUGGUGUGGGACUGUCGGUGGCCAGCCAGCUGAUCAGCACCUACAGCAAGGACAGUUUCAGCCAGUUUCGCUCCUCAGCCCCCGAGGAGGAGGAGAGUGGGUCUGAGGACGACACCCUGCAGUACUAUUCCCCUGCGGACCUUGGGCUCAAAACCCGGAGGAAGAAGAAGCACGAGGCCCAGAACAAGAGCUCCCAAAGCCUGUUUUCCAUCAUCCUGAGCAUCAGCCACGGGCUGGUAUCCCUGCAGACCACUGUUAAGCAAGAAGAUAACACCGUGCUGAGAAACAGACACGGAGAAUUCUGGGUGGAGGUGGAGAAUGGAGUUAUUUUCAGCGUGACACAGUACGAGGGCUAUAAAGAUCAGCACUAUGUCUGUCUCCACACCAGCAACCUUUGCCUCUAUCAUCAAGGCCUGGUGGAUGGAGACGUCCCUGUUACAGACAUCAAACUGCCCAGCCGGACUCGCCCCCACUGGCUGGAGCCGGCCAUCUACCGCUCGGAGGAGACAUGCCCAGGCAAGGCAUCCCCUUCAGAGGGCAUUGGCCUGGAGGCCCACAGCAUGCUGUCUGUGGCUGUCAAGAUCUGCUCCCAGAACAUGGAGCGCAAUGUGAAGGAGUACCUGGUGGCGGUGGGCGUAAGAGGAUCCACCCUGCAACACCGCGUGGUCCCCUCGAGCUUGGGCUGGUACGACCAGAUAGUGGAUUUUUUGAACGUCUCAGAUGAGCCUGUGCUUGGCUACACCCCUCCGACCUCCGUCACAACUCUCCACCUGCAUUUAUGGAGCUGCGCCUUAGACUACAGACCUCUGUAUCUGCCCAUCCGGUCUCUGCUAACUGUGGAGACCUUCAGCAUUUCCAGCAGCGUCUCCCUGGACCAUUCCUCCUCUACUCUAAGGAUCAUUUUAGAUGAAGCGGCGUUGUUUUUGUCUGAUAAGUGCAACGCAGUUUCUGUGAAUCUGAACCGAGAUUACGUGCAGGUGGUGGACAUGGGCAUGUUGGAGCUGAGGAUCACAGCGGUGAAACCUGGAGCAGAUGGGGCAAGGAUGGAGCCCAGGUUUGAGUUGCGCUGCUCUAGCGAUGUCAUCCACAUCAGGACGUGCUCAGACUCCUGCGCUGCUCUCAUGAACCUCAUCCAGUACAUCGCCAGCUAUGGUGACCUGCUUCCCCCUCCUGGCCCGGAGGCCAAGAGCAGCAGCUCCAAACAGAGAGCCAGGCCCGAGGCUGCCGGCAGGCCCCCUUCCCAGACUCCUCUGCUCCCCGAAGCGGACCAGCAAAUGCUGCAGGACCUGAUGAGUGAGGCUAUGGAGGACACGGACAGCCAGCAGGCUCAGUCUCCACAGCCCAACGGACUCCACGAGGAGCUGAGGCAGGAGAUGGAGCCGCCCCGCUCUGACCUCUUCCUGUUCCCGGACGAGAGCGGAAACCUCUCCCAGGAGCCCAGCCCCACCUUCCCCACCUACCACACCCCCCUCAUCUACACCGCCUCCUCCGCCCCCGCCCACGAGAACGACGACUUCUGCAUCCUGGAGACCCCAGGCUCCGGAGCCGCUGAUCGGGAUGAGGAGCCAGUGGUGAACAAACUGACCCCAGACUCCAUCCAGAUCAAAGAUAACCACUUCAGCCUGCCCGUGGGCCGCACCGACUCCAGCAGGGGCCCCCUGAACUUCCCCGUCCCCGAGGUGCGCUACCUGGUCAAGGAGAUCUCCGUCGUCUGGCACCUGUAUGGGGGGAAGGACUUUGGCAGUGGAGCGUUCAUGUCCUCCCCUGCCAGGAGCCGAGGCACCCCCCACAGCUCCCCCUCUCAGACCCCCGUGCGGCAGGGCCGGUCGGGCGGCCGUGCGGUGGGCGGGCGAGGGAGGAACCUCGACGUGCUGAUGGAGAUCCAGCUCACCAAGGUGAAGUUCCAGCACGAGGUGUACCCCCAGGUCCCGGCAGACCCUGGCUCCACAGUGGCCGAAGUUCCCGUCUCCCGGCAGGUCUUCACGGUGCAGGACCUGGAGAUCCGCGACCGGCUGGCCACCUCUCAGAUGAACAAAUUCCUGUACCUCUACUCCAGCAAGGAGAUGCCUCGGAAAGCCCACUCCAACAUGUUGACGGUGAAGGCGCUGCACACGUGUCCAGAGGCGGGCCACGCCCCCCAGGAGUGCUGCCUACGCGUGUCGCUGAUGCCACUCCGCCUCAACAUAGAUCAGGAUGCGCUGUUUUUCCUGAAGGAUUUCUUUGCCAGUCUGGCUGCUGAGGUUGAACUGUUUGCUCCGCCAGACCAGGAAGUGUUGUGCGUUUCAGUGAAGAAGCCCCCUGCCCCGGACCUUGCCUGCAGCUUCCCCAAACAUGGGGUUUCCUCCCAGGACCCGGCACCCAUCAUCUCUGUACCAGGCCAGAGCCGGCCCAGUCAGAAUGGCAUGACCCUGCGGAGCAUCGCUGAUGCUGUAGAACCCGAAGCCUCCACAGCGUCCUUCACUGACCAGCCCAUCUUCUUCAGGGAGUUUCGCUUCACGUCAGAGGUGCCCAUCCGUUUGGAUUACCACGGGAAACAUGUGUCAAUGGAGCAGGGCACGUUCGCCGGCAUCGUGAUCGGGCUGACCCAGCUGAACUGCUCUGAGCUCAAGCUGCGGAGGCUGUGCUAUAGACAAGGGCUGCUGGGUGUGGAUAAGCUCUUCUCUUACGCAAUAACUGAGUGGCUGAACGACAUCAAGAAAAACCAGCUGCCAGGACUUCUGGGCGGGGUGGGCCCCAUACAUUCUCUCGUGCAGUUGGUUCAGGGAUUCAGGGACCUGGUUUGGCUGCCGAUCGAGCAGUACCGCAAGGACGGGCGCAUCGUGCGGGGGUUCCAACGUGGCGCCGCCUCCUUUGGCACCUCCACUGCCAUGGCUGCACUGGAGCUGACCAACCGAAUGGUCCGCACCAUACAGGCUGCCGCAGAGACAGCCUAUGACAUGGUAUCACCAGGACCUGAUGAGAGUGACUUGAAGAAAAUAAAGCGGUUUUCUCAUUACCGAUUGGCUCACCAGCCAGUGGACCUCCGGGAGGGAGUGGCCAAAGCAUACAGUGUCGUUAAAGAGGGAAUCGCGGACACGGCGCUGACGAUUUACGACACGGCCGCGCGGGAGCACGAGCAGCGCGGGGUGACAGGUGCGGUGGGCGGGGUCUUGCGGCAGCUGCCGCCGGCUGUGGUCAAGCCACUCAUCGUGGCCACGGAGGCGACCUCCAACGUGCUGGGCGGCAUGAGGAACCAGAUCCACCCCGACGCUCGCCAGGAGGAGUCCCAGAAGUGGCGGCUAGGGGAGGAGUGAUAGUUUUUUCCCCACCUCCCGAACUUCAUGAACAUGCUAAAUAGCCAGUCGGCAGCCUGAUGGCAUUUCAACACUAGGGUAUGUGGACGACCCCAUCGCAUGCGCUGGAUGGCUGCCCUUCAGAUGAAAUCUCUGGCCUGACUGGGAGUACCUGCGUCCACUUUUUUACCCCACAUUCUAAUGGCAGCAAAUGCGGUUGAAACAGCCGUGGCUGCUGUAAAUAAAUCAUAUGCUUCCCAUAGACUUCAGCAUUUGUAUGUUUGUGUGGACUCGCGCAGCUUGUGGCCCGUCUCCCACAGUCUGCUGCAGUGCCUUCCUGGGAGCAUCGUACUGUAUUCUGCGGUGAGCGGUCUGCAAAUGAUGCAGGCGUGAACGUGGGGAAACAUAACGUGCGCACGGUUAACACUGUCCCUGUGCCGUUUGCCUCCUGCAGAAAAAUACUCCAUUAAUAUGAAGUAUAGUGUCAUGCGGCACUGUCAUUGGUGCAUGGCUCGUCUUAUUAAACCUGUUCCAUCUUGUUUUUUUUGUCCAUCCUUCCCCAAUGUAAGGAAUUCAUCUCAAAGGUUUUAGCAGGGAAACGGGUAACAAUGUGAAAGGUGACCAGACGUCUCUUUUCACAUGCUCUGGAAGAAAGGAGCACUGGUGGGAGCCUUGGCUUUGUCUGACUUCUCAUGUGUUAAAAAGCUUUUGUAAAAACAGUGUUGUGAAUAGAACAAUCUGGCUUUUGUCUCAUAUUAUAGCCAUGUGGUUACCUUUAAUGUGGGCUCUGCAUAACCAGACAAAAAAAUAAAGAAAAAAAUGAACUAUAAAAAGUUAGAUGUAGCUGAAAUUCUCUUAUAGUAUCUUAUACUGUGUUGUCACAAAUUGCAGCAGCCAAAAUUUGUAUAGAACUCUUGGAGAAAAUACUACAGUUAUGAUUAGAAAGACUUUUUUAUUUUUACCAUUUAUGAAAUUCUGUAUCAUCAAAUGCACAUCACAUCACAAGAGAAUUCUCUCCCAUUCCUGAGCACAGAUCAACAGUUCUUUGGUUCCCACUCAUUGAAACAAGGGAUUUCCUGACAUCCGGCAUAAGCCCUAGUAGGAGGGAGAAACUGCACAGCCAAUCCACCUUCCACAUUCUUAGAAAGUUCACUCAUGCUGUUGGCUGUUGAGUUUUUUCCCCUCGGUCUUAAACUUGCCGUAUGGAAGCAUGUCUCAAUUCCUUGUGUACUGUUCACUUACAAGAAAGCAUUGCAAUAACAGACAGUCUUAUGGAAAAGUAAUUGUACUCAUUUAUAGUUGGAUCUUUUGUUCAUGUUUCAUUCUCAUUGAGGUAUUCAUUCUUCAUUCUCAUAGCCAGCCCCCUUUGAGUGUUUAUUCUUUGAUAUUUUCUUCUUGGUCACUGGCUAGUAAGCUCUAUUGGAUCUUUUAGAGGUUUUUAGUAGUGUUGAUAAUGGAAAAGGCAGUGAAAUACUUUCAAACACAGUUAGUGUAAAUCACUUUCACUUCUUUUUUAGGGCAAGAUAAGCACCUGAAGAUACUCUCUUCCCCUUUGCUUUCUCAUACAUACAUAUCUAGAUGAUACAGCUGUUACUGCCUGAUGUAUAACCAGAAGUCUUAAUUACAGUGCAUACUUUGUUUUCUAGCUACUCCUUUUUAGUUUAUGAGGGGAACUUGAUGGAAGAUGUAGAACUUUAUCAUGUAGCAAUGGAAUUAAUUCAUAUAAUUUUCUGGGAUUUAAUUUAUACACUACAUUAUUUGAUUGGAUUGGGACAAAAGGAUUGCCCCUGUAUAUUUGUUUAUAUGUCCUGUGUAAUAGGAGUGAUAUUUGUGAGCAUUUAGGGAAUAUUAUAUUGCUUGUAUAUAUUGUAGUUGCUGUACAGACUGGAUAAUGUUAAUUUGUGCAAAUUAUAUUAAAGCAU